UUCUCCUCCUCUGUCAUGCCAGCAGCGUCUACUCGAGCCUGAGAGGAAGAUCUCGUGGAUCCGGACAGGGUACGAGCAGGAGAGAAGCCCCUCCCCGCGUAUCAUCGCACCAGGCGAUGGUCCUUUUAACUUCAUUGUUGGAGAAGAAGCGACGCCCCGCUUUGCCACGGCAAAAGGAUCAAACACCCCCUCUGAUUAGCACGACCCCCAGUUUUGUUCUCAUGGAAAUCAGACCCUCCCUCUCCGCCACACUUUCUGCAGAGAUGCAAAGUUGAGGCGCAUUCUCAGCCGGGACAACAGAUGAUAAUGAUGUCUUGGAGGAGCUGAUCGUUUCAUUUCAGCAUUUUCCUCCCUGUGUUUCUCUCUCUGCUCUCGGACCGCACACUUUUCUCUCCCCAACAUGCUGCAUUUGGCGCAGCGCAUUGUUUUUUGCGCGCUGCUCGGCUCCGUUUACGCGCCGUGCCCUCCGCGCUGCGAAUGCUCAGAGGCGGCUCACACCGUGAAGUGCGUCUCCAGAGACCUGCGGAGUAUCCCGACUGGGAUCCCCGGAUACACCAGGAAUCUGUUCAUAACUGGGAAUCAGAUCGGGCGGAUCGGUCCGGAGUCUUUUAAAGGGCUGGGGAAUGUGACCAACCUGUCUCUGAGCAAUAACAGAAUCUCCGAGGUGGAAUCCCACACCUUUGCCGAACUCCGCAGCCUCCGCUCCCUGGAUCUGAGCAACAACCAGCUGGCACUCAUCCACCCCGAGGCCUUCACCGUGCAGAACCAGUCUCUGCGGGAACUCAACCUGAGCCGAGCCCUCUACAACCACUCGUCAGUGAUGGACUUGGCCACCUCUCUCCGCUGGAGCUCCCUGGGUACCCUGAAGGGGCUGGACCUUUCUCACAACGGCCUCAUCUAUUUACCCUCACGCAUCUUUUCCCACCUGACCAGCCUGCGGCGCCUCCUGCUUUCCAACAACUCCCUGGUGGCCAUUCACAACAACACCUUCUCAGGUUUGGAGCACCUGGAGGAGCUGGAUCUGACCCUGAACGCCCUGAAGACGAUCCCCGAGGAGGGCCUACGAGAGCUGGACUCCCUGCCUGGUGCUGUUCUUCAGCUGGGGGAAAACCCGUUUACAUGCACGUGUGGAAUCGAACCAUUUGCUCUGUGGCUCAACAGAUCACAGGGACGCAUAAGUGAUGCUGAGGGCCUCGUGUGCGCGUUCCCGGCCAGCAUGAGAAACACAUCCAUGCUGGCUGUGGGCACGUUGACUCUGGGAUGCCAUCAGAGCGGUGCAGGGGCUGACCUUGCUUUGCAGACCUCUUACGUCUUCUUGGGUAUAGUCCUGGGCUUCGUGGGGCUCAUCUUCCUGUUUGUACUUUAUCUCAACCGCAAGGGCAUCAAGAAGCGCAUCUAUGACUUGCGGGACGCCUGCAGGGAGGUGUGGGAGGGCUACCACUACCGCUUCGAGAUUGACUCUGACCCCAGGUUAUCACAGGUCUCCACGAGUGCUGACGUGUGAGAGGACAAUCACCUCUGGUGUUUUUUCUUAUGACUCUUUUCCAAUGCAUUUAUCAGUAGUGACAUGUAAAAAGUGUACAGAUUUUUCUGUAAAUAUAUAAAUACAAUAGUGUUAAUUAUCUUUCAGCCUUGUUGUUUAAAGCAUGCACUGCCCAUUUUUCCUCUUUACACAACAAAUGCGCUCUUUUAGUACAGAAUAUCCUGGAUUUGUUCGCUCUCUUGAGCUAAACGGACGUGAAUGUUGUACAGGGAGUUUAAUAAGUGAAGUCUUAAAAUCACGCCUGCUCCUUAUGUCCAUAUGAAAGCAACAGCAAGUGCCUAAAGUCAGCUAGGUAUUGUUUUUUAAUCAGCAGAGCGAUCUGAACUCAGUCUCCACAUUUUCAGUCAUUACUCUGUGUCAGAUCUUAUUUUCAGCUUGUAGAAAAGCAACAAAAUGCUGCAAUAAAACCCCGACACUACAAAAACAAACCUCUGGGAAUUCAAAGCACAAUCACUCAUUCUUCUUUGAACCAUUUCAAGCCCUUUGGUCUCUGCGUCCUCCGGCCCCAGGGUGCCAGAGAGGAAUUAAGCCUCCAAAGCUUUUCCCCUAAAGUCACCACUCUGCUCCUCUUUGGCUGUCGGAUUUGAAGGGGAGACAAUUCGGUGCAGACCAGCGGAAAUCUCCUAGCCCCCUCAUUUUUUCUCUCAUGAACCGUUGCUUUGUUUCAACUGCUUGAGCUUUAUUGUCAAAAUGAUGAGAACCAGUCCUGGGCUGAGGCCGCUGAAAGCAAUCUCCCCUCCCUCCUUAAAGACAACAGCCGCUGUGGAGGCUCUCUGAGAGAAAACUCUGGCUCUCCACGUUUUUCUGUUUAGGGGAUUUUUUUCUUCUUCUCAGUGAUAAGACACAGAUGAUUCUGUAACACCAGCUACAUUGUUUCAUUCAGCAGUUUGAUCAGUUAAGAAAGAAAAUGCUCUUCACCUUUUGGUUUUUCUGUACCGUCUAUGUUCCUGCAGUUCAGGUUAUGCUGUGAAAAAGUGUUGUUUCCUAAGAGAAAUACCACUGAAAUCCAGAGGUGUAUAUCAAUACGUCUGUUUCUCAAACCUUACAUUUUACAUGCAUGUUUAAACUGAAUCAAUUAUAACCUGCAUGAGUGCCAAACAAAACACAAUAGCCUUCUUUUCUCAAGUGUCACAUGUGUCGUCCCUGUUUUCCAAAAUGGCUCCAUGACAAAAGCAAUCCUCUGUGGCCUUAUGAUGCUAUGAAGUGAGACAAACACAGACAGUGAGAGAGGAUGGCAUGCUGCCAUUCCUCAAAGUGUUUAUUGCCUAAAUUGCUAGCUAUCUAGGUAUUUGGAACGGGGAGGGAGGAGGCCUGGAGUUAACUGAAACAGCCUCCCAUUGUUCGAAGCCAAAGCAGCAUCUUCAUCCUAUCAAGAUGUUCUCCAAACUCCUCUGAUAGCAAUCCAGAAAUGUUUAUAACAUGGAGACAUUUUACUGCAUGUGUAAAGACAAAAUAAAGCUUCAGAAAGUU
Messenger RNA from Epinephelus lanceolatus (giant grouper), 3013 nucleotides. It is a transcript of the gene tpbg1b, whose product is annotated as trophoblast glycoprotein 1b. Gene Ontology annotation, cellular component: plasma membrane. The record is from RefSeq and is a predicted model, not a curated record. NCBI's taxonomy places the organism in Eukaryota, Metazoa, Chordata, Actinopteri, Perciformes, Serranidae. Gene Ontology annotation, biological process: negative regulation of canonical Wnt signaling pathway. Gene Ontology annotation, molecular function: protein binding.